This is a messenger RNA of Harpegnathos saltator (Jerdon's jumping ant), 588 nucleotides long. Its product is annotated as mitochondrial import inner membrane translocase subunit Tim10 B. Lineage: Eukaryota; Metazoa; Arthropoda; Insecta; Hymenoptera; Formicidae. Bases 143 to 469 code for a protein of 108 amino acids. The record is from RefSeq and is a predicted model, not a curated record. The transcript has 3 exons.
UAACCUCUUCGUACGCAUUGUACGCUUUUUUGCUACAUUUGUAGUAUAUUAAAAUGUAUCAUAAUAAAUUAAAUGUAAUUUUUAUUGACUGUUAAGAAAAUACAUACUUGUUGUCAAGUGUUGACAAUAUAUAACUAUCAACAUGGACAUGUAUCAGCUGAGAAAUUUUAAAGAUUUUCUCCUGCUCUACAAUCAAAUAUCUGAGACUUGUUUCAAGAGAUGCGCUAAUACUUUUCUCACUCGAGAAAUUACUGCUAAUGAGGAUUUCUGCAUAAGCAACUGUGCACAGAAAUAUAUUCAUGCUAACCAUAAGAUAAUGGAAGUAUUUAUGGAAGUACAACCUGUGAUGGUACGUAGAAGAAUGGAGGAAAUAAGCACAACUCAAGCAACAUUGGAAGCACAAGCACAAGAUCAGCAAGCACAAGAUCAGCAAGCACAAAAUCAACAGAUGCAACAGAACUUGCAGUAACAUUUAUUAUAAAUUUAUAUGUUUGAGACAUAUUUACUAAUUUCAAACAUUCUUUAGAGAAAUAUAUAUUAUAAAUUGUACAAUAAUAUUGAAGCAUAUAAAGCGUUAGUUUCAAGAAA